Molecule: messenger RNA, 1950 nt
Organism: Colius striatus (speckled mousebird)
Lineage: Eukaryota; Metazoa; Chordata; Aves; Coliiformes; Coliidae
Product: scavenger receptor cysteine-rich type 1 protein M130-like
Exons: 11
Coding region: 1-1950 (649 amino acids)
Cellular component (GO): membrane
Source: RefSeq, a predicted model, not a curated record
AUGUGCUGCAGAACAGCCGGGGCUUCCUGCCCCCGUGGCUGCCGCAGCCGCUGCCCUGGUGCUCUGAGAGACGUGGGCUCCGGCGUCAGGUUUCCCUGCAGCGCUGCGGGCUACCUGCUGCUCGGGGGCUUCGUGGCCUUGGGUGUGUGCUCCAGGAACGGCCCAGUGGAGAACCAGCGCAGCAUCUGUCGCCUCUGCUGGGGCCUGCAGCUCCUGCUCACGGCUCAGCCAGGGCCAGUGGGCACCAGCGUGCUCAUCGGGAUACCUCUGUCAAUUCGGUUUCUUCACGGGUGCCGCUGGGACGAGGGGCAGAAGGUGCUCAAGGGAGUCGAUGCUGUGCCUGUGUGGGUGGGAGAGGGAGGGGCUGCAGAGUUGAGGCUGGUGGAUGGCGGCAGCCGCUGCGCUGGGAGAGUGGAGGUGGAACACGAGGGACACAGAUCUGGCCCCAUUUGGUUGAUUGAUAUUCAGUGUCGUGGCUCCGAGCCUGCCCUGUCCAACUGUACACACAGCGGAUGGGGUGAGAACAACUGUGUUCACAGCAUGGACGCUGGGGUGAGCUGUUCAGGGUUCAGGCUGGUGAACGGCAGCACGGCGUGCGAGGGGAGGGUGGAGCUGCAUGUGCAGGGGACCUGGGGCAGCCUCUGUGCCUCCCGCUGGCACCUCUCCGACGCCCACGUCCUCUGUGGCCGCCUGGGCUGUGGCUUUGCCGUGUCCCUUCCCAGAGGAGGGAGUUUUGGGAGAGGAAUGGGCCCCGUCUGGAGAGACUCGUUCCACUGCAGUGGGACUGAAGCCCACCUGGGACAGUGCCCAGUGACCGUGCUGGGGGCCUCCCCGUGCUCCCAUGAGGAUGCUGCUGCUGUCGUCUGCUCAGGCCCCGCUGGCUCCGGGUCCCUGCGGCUGGUGGGGGGAGGGAGCCGGUGCACCGGGCGAGUGGAGAUCUUCCAGCACGGGACGUGGGGCAGAGUCCUGUCUGAGCAGUGGGACGUGGCGGAGGCCCGUGUGGCGUGUCGGCAGCUGCGGUGUGGAGAGGCAGAGAUGGCCUACAACCCGCCCAAGGCCGAGCGAGGGCCGGGCCCCGUGGGGCUGCGAGGGGGUGGGUGGGCAGCCGGCCCCCGCCGCCAUCUGGGCUCCAUCCCCGCCGCAGGGAGCCGGCGCGUGCGGCUGGCUAACGGGCCCGGGCGCUGCGCUGGGAGAGUGGAGAUCUACUCCCAGGGCAGCUGGGGCAGCGUCUGCGACUACGGCUGGGACCUGCCCGAUGCCGCCGUCGUGUGCCGGCAGCUGGGCUGCGGAGAGGCCGUGGAGGCGCCGGGCUCUGCCGCCUUUGGGGAGGGCUCCGGGCACAUCUGGCUGGACGGCGUCAACUGCUCCGGGGCCGAAGCCGCUCUCUGGGACUGCCCGGCCGGGCCCUGGGGGCGGCACGACUGCGGGCACAAAGAGGACGCCGGAGCCGUCUGCUCGGAGUUCACGGCCCUGAGGCUGGAGAGCAGCGACGGCUGCUCCGGCCGCCUGCAGGUUUUCUACAACGGGACGUGGGGCAGCGUUUGCUCCAACUCCAUGACCCCCAAAACGGUGUCACUGGCGUGCGAGGAGCUGGGCUGCGGGAAGGAAGGGACUCUGGAUACACAAUGGCCACGGGGCAGAGUGUCUGGCCCCGCCUGGCUGGACCGUGUGGAGUGUGAGGAGAGACACGGCUCCUUCUGGCUGUGUCCCUCCGAUCCCUGGAACCCGCGGUCGUGCGACGAGCUGCGAGAUGUGACCCACAUCACCUGCCGUGGAAUUUAUCAAAUGCCUGUACUCAAGGAGCUUUUCAGGAACAACACGUGGGGGAUUCUCUCUGUGCACCUGCUGCUUGAGAUGAGCUUGAAGCAGCUGCCUGAGUGCCCGGAGCUCCUCAAUGGGACGGGCAACAGGCUGGGUGAGGUUGUGCCUGAGGGUCAGAGAGACCAGUGA